AUGAAAUCCAUGAUUUCUUUGAAUUGUAAAAGCAACUUGCUACUGAAAUCACUAAACGUUUUCUCUAAAAGAAGUUAUAACACCUUAGAUGCAUGGUCCAAUAUACCUGAACACAUUAAAGUCAAACAAGGCCGGCGAUUGUUUUUGCAGAAUGGACAUCCUUUAUGCAGUCUUCGCGAGUUACUACAGCAACAAUUCAAAGAAAAGCCAAUUAAUAUAGUCGCAAAAGAAUCACCAGCUGUCUCGACUAUCACAAAUUUCGACUCCUUGGGAAUUCCAAAAACGCAUGUUAGUAGGAGUAAAUCGGACACUUAUUAUGUUAAUAAAGAUACCUGUUUGAGAACGCAUACUUCGGCUCAUCAAUUGGAAGAGUUUCAGAAUCUUGCUGAGAGUAAAAUGUCAAAGAAAGGCUUCCUAAUCACCGCGGAUGUAUAUCGACGAGACGAGGUAGAUGCUAGUCAUUAUCCUAUUUUUCAUCAAAUGGAAGGCGCUUAUUUAUGGGAUCGGAAUGAUAAAGGAAGCAUGCUAAGAGAUCUUGAGUCAGUAAAGCUCGAUAAUAAUUUACAAAAACUUGUUAUCGACGAAGCGACCUUGGAAAACCAUGAUGAUCUACAGGAAGUUUACUCUUCAAAAGAAACCGAGCUUGCAUCUAUACAUCUUAAAAAUUCCUUGACUCUUACAAUUCACAAUUUAGUUUUAAUGACUCCAGACAGUGGGCUUGAUAAAAGUCAAGUUCGUUACCGUUGGACAUAUGAUUCUUUCCCUUUUACACAGCCAUCUUUUCAGCUCGAAAUCCUUUGGAAAGGAGCAUGGCUGGAAAUCCUAGGCUGUGGUGUUGUUCGUGAAAAUAUUUUAACGCAUGCCGGAAUUCAAAACCAUGUAGGAUGGGCCUUUGGUAUUGGUUUAGAACGUCUGGCAAUGAUCCUUUACGGUAUACCCGACAUUCGUUUAUUUUGGACAACUGACGAUCGAUUUCGUCAACAAUUUACUCCAAACAACAUAACUACGUUCCAGCCUUACAGUAAGUAUCCUUUAUGCUAUAAGGAUAUAUCAUUUUGGAUUGAUGAGUCUUUUACGGCUAACGAUUUCUUUGAAAUCAUUAGGGACGUUUGCAAAGAUUUGGUGGAAUCUGUCGACUUGAUCGACCAAUACACAACAAAAGCAGGAAAAACAAGUCUCUGUUACAGGGUCAAUUAUAGAAGUAUGGAAAAGUCAUUGAAGAACGAGGAUGUUGACUUACUCCAAGACAACUUACGAAAAGCAAUGGCUUCUUCUUUAAACAUUCAACUUCGCUAA
Molecule: messenger RNA, 1296 nt
Organism: Schizosaccharomyces osmophilus
Lineage: Eukaryota; Fungi; Ascomycota; Schizosaccharomycetes; Schizosaccharomycetales; Schizosaccharomycetaceae
Gene: msf1
Product: mitochondrial phenylalanyl-tRNA synthetase Msf1
Exons: 1
Coding region: 1-1296 (431 amino acids)
Biological process (GO): phenylalanyl-tRNA aminoacylation
Cellular component (GO): mitochondrion; cytoplasm
Molecular function (GO): tRNA binding; ATP binding; phenylalanine-tRNA ligase activity
Source: RefSeq, a predicted model, not a curated record